AUGGGUGCUAGCUUCUCCUCUCCUGAAGGGACUCAACAUAUUGGUAGGCCGAGACAAGAGCUCAGUGACCGCCUCACUAUCACUGGUCUAGGUUCUGCAUGGCCCGAACUCCUUGUUAGCACUCAGGAUCUUCGAGAGUAUGCUGAGAGCAUCUAUCCAGCAGACUCUCCAUGGUUACAGAAGCUUCUUACUGUGAACGCCCAGACUGGCGUGAAGACGCGGGCCGUCCUCGAAUGCUGGAAUGAUCCCAUGUGGCGAGGACCAGUUCCUCCCACCAUCGAGCAGGUUCAUGAGGCUUUUGAUAAAUACGCGCCUCCGUUGACUGCAGAAGCUGCUCGUAAAGCCCUCAAGGAAAGCAGUAUUGAAGCAUCAGCUAUUACCCACAUGGUCUCGGUAACGGCAACAAAUUGCAAAUGCCCUGGAUACGAUCAUCUUGUUGCCAAGGAACUAGGGAUCUCAGGAGAUGCCGAGAGAUCCCUCAUUGCCGGGUCAGGGUGCGCAGGAGGACUAGCCGCUCUACGAGUCGCCAACAGCAUGGCGUGCGCUUCCUCUCUUCGUGGUCGGCCAGCGCGUAUUCUCGUCGUAGCAUGUGAGCUCAGCAGCAUUAACCUUCGCGCUGAACUUGAAGCCGCACACAAGUCUGGGAAACUUCGAAUCGGCGCUGCCCUUUUCAGUGAUGGUGCGGCAGCCGUUGUACUGUGUAACGACAUCGCUCUAACCGAGAAAAUGCCCCGUCUUUUUACCGUCGCCGACUGGUGCCAGAACGUGUCCUCCCAGACUUACGAGGAAGUCUCUGUCACAACUGUGUCCCAGGGUUUCUUAGUCUACCUAUCAAGAAAUCUCCCUAAGCAUGCCGCUGCCGCUGUACACCGGCCCCUUCAACGACUCUUUGGCCAUAAGGACCUGCCCUCGCCUACGAAAUGCGACUGGGCCUUGCAUGCGGGUGGUGCAGCUAUCAUCCAAGGUGUGGCAAAGGCCGUAGACAUUCCUGACCAUCAGCUCCGUGCAACAAGCGCCGUCUAUAGUACCAGAGGAAAUACAGCCAGCGUGACGGUGCUUGCCGUUCUUGACAAGUUACGGACGAUGGGUCCCGGCACUGAAGACGUCGUUGUCUGCAGCUUUGGUCCGGGUUUAACUGUUGAAAUGGCACGGCUUAAGAGGCACUGUUAA
This is a messenger RNA of Xylaria bambusicola, 1170 nucleotides long. RefSeq names its product chalcone synthase B. Gene Ontology annotation, molecular function: acyltransferase activity, transferring groups other than amino-acyl groups. Bases 1 to 1170 code for a protein of 389 amino acids. The transcript has 2 exons. The record is from RefSeq and is a predicted model, not a curated record. Gene Ontology annotation, biological process: polyketide biosynthetic process. NCBI's taxonomy places the organism in Eukaryota, Fungi, Ascomycota, Sordariomycetes, Xylariales, Xylariaceae.